This is a messenger RNA of Girardinichthys multiradiatus, 6450 nucleotides long. RefSeq names its product trichohyalin. The record is from RefSeq and is a predicted model, not a curated record. Gene Ontology annotation, molecular function: GTP binding. The transcript is spliced from 3 exons. Lineage: Eukaryota; Metazoa; Chordata; Actinopteri; Cyprinodontiformes; Goodeidae. The coding region runs from base 96 to 6374 and encodes 2092 amino acids.
UGCAUCUGUUGUAUGUCGCAAUGACCCUCAAGAAGCUCUUCUUGUAAAAAGACACACAGGAACUAAAAAAGAGAAGGAGGAAGGUGGACCGUGAGAUGGAAUCGACAGAUGAGAACUGCGGCGCAGUCACAGAAGGAAACGGUGCUUAUCCGACACGAUGCACUGAGGAAGUACUUCUGCCUUUCUUCACAGAUGAGAGUCUGCAGGCUGCCAUGAACAUACAACCUCUUCCUGUCUACCCUGGCACCCCACCUGCCCUCCCAGAACUCCGGCUGGUUCUGCUGGGAAGAAAGGGAGCCGGCAAGAGCGCUGCAGGGAACACCUUGCUGGGAGGUGUGGGUGGGUUCGAGAGCGGGAAGCCAACAGAGGAGUGCGUGAAAAGGCGAGCAGAUGUCGUUGGAAGGAAGGUCACAGUGGUGGACACACCUGGGUGGGAGUGGUACUACCCUCUCAACAGUACCCCCAAUUGGGUCAGGAGGGAAACUCUAAGAAGUGUUACCCUGUGCCCUCCUGGACCCCACGCUGUGCUCCUGGUAGUCCGCUCCUGCGCUUCCAUCACAGACAGCUACAUCCAGGAGAUAGAAGAGCACCUAGAGCCGCUAGGAAGGGAGGUGUGGGAACACACCUUGGUGCUUUUCACCAGGGGAGACGAACUGGGCCUGUCCACCAUGGAGCAGCGAAUCCAGACAAGCGGUUCUGGACUCCAAAGACUCCUCCAGAAGUGUGGUAGCAGAUACCACAUAGUCAAUAACUACAACAAAGGAGAUUUGACACAAGUAAAGGAGCUGAUAAGGAAGCUGGAGAUGAUGGUGGACAGAAAGAAGUGCGUAAAGAAUCAUCUGGAGCUGGAUAAUGGUGUUCUGUUGGGGCUGGAGGCAGAUGGAAAGAGGAGAGCCAGGGAGAGGAGGAAGAAGCAGAGGCAGAUGGAGGCACAGAUGCAAAGAGGGACCAUCAAAGCUGCUCUCAUGAGCGAUGGACUCCAGGGUUCAGAGCUGGAUGCACACCAGUCGUUCUCCAAGACUUCUCGACGGCUUCCUGAGGUUAGACUGGUUCUACUGGGAGAGCGCGAAACUGGGAAGAGUUGUGCCGGGAACGCCCUCCUUGGGAAAACUGGCUUCUUCCAAGCAGGAGUAGUGACGGAGGAGAGUGUCCGCCAGCAGGCGGAGGUGGCCAGGGUAAUGGUGACUGUGGUGGACACACCAGGCUGGGAGGCAGGAGUUGCCGGUGCCACGCCAGAGCGGGUCAAACGAGAGAUCAUGUGCAGCGUGGCUCUGUGCCCUCCUGGGCCUCAUGCCCUCCUGGUGACUCUGAGGGUGGACACUCUUGUGAGGUCGGGACACAUCAGGGAGCACCUGGAACUUCUUGGAGAGGGCGUGUGGAGACACACAAUCCUGCUGUUCACCCACGGCGACCAGCUCCGCGAGGGGGUGGUCAUUGAGCAGCACAUCCAGAGCGGAGGCAGGGACUUGCAGUGGCUGCUGGAGAAAUGCAGGGGCAGGUACCAUGUGAUUGGCAGCAGAGACGGAGGAGGACGAGGCAGCGGUGGGUCUGCAAAGGUGACGGAGCUCCUGGAGAAAGUGGAGAAGAUGGCAACGAUGAACAGAUGUGAAGCCUUCUCCUGCGUGAUACAGGAAGUUAGGGAUCUGAGCCUUCAGAGGAAUGAAAAGUUCAACCAGCGGCUUAAGGAGAUGGGAGACAAGCUGGUUCGUCAGGAGGCAGAGUUGAAAAAAAUGAGGGACCGGGAGGUGAAAAGCAUCAGGUGGUUCUUUGAUCGUAAGAAGAAGGUGAAGUCACCAGGUAAAGCGGAUGUUCAAAGAGAGGAGGAGGAGGAAGAAGACAGGAGGGUUGGAGAAAUCAGAAAUGACUUUGGCGACUUGGAAGAGAGGAUGCGAUGGCUGACGGAGGACAGAGAGAGGGAAAUUCAGGAUCUAAGCCUUGAAAACGAGAGAAUCCGAAUCGCACUAAACCAACGUCAACAAGAGAAACACGACGCGGAGCUCAACUUGGACCUAAAAGAAAGGGAGAUCGAGGAGCUAAAGGAAAGGACUGAUGAGCAACAGCUGAAACUUCUCGAUCUCGAACGCACCUGCGUUGAAUCUGAACACAAGAGGAGGCGGCGGGAGGAUGAAAUCAGAGCAGAAAAACAAGAAUGGAGAAAAAAACUUGAGGAGAAGGAGGACGCUGUGGAGGUGCUUAAGAAGGAGAGAGCAGAGUGGAUUGAAAGGUUUGAAGCGUUACAAGUAAAAAUGGAGCAGACUGAAACACACUAUAAUGAUUCUCUUAGAAAAGAAGGAGAGAAAAUCAGGGAGAUGGCAGAGAGGGAGGAAAAACUGAAGCAAGAGAUGGAAAAUAAAGACAAACAGCUGGAAGAACUGAGAAGAAAGGCUACAGAGGAACAGCAGAUGAUGCUCGAAAACUUUAAAAUGUUGGAAAAAAGGACGGAGGACCUGAAACUACAACAUAAAACACAAAUGGGGGAGAAAGAAACAGAGAUAAAAGACAUAAAACUGCAGCAUCAAGAAGAGAUGGUCAGAAAAAAUAAUGAGACUGAAAAAAAUAUGGAGACAAUGAAAGUUCAACAGAAACAAGAAAUCAACAAGAUGUUAAAAGAAAAAAAUAACGACAUAGAAAGACUCAAACUACUGCAUAAAGAAGAAAUUGAGAACAUGAAGCAAGAGCAACAAAAACAGAUAACAGAGUUAAAUAAACAGUUUGCAAAAGAAAAGAGUGAACUUUUGCAGACAAAAAAGAGAGAAAUGGCAAAACUAAAACUAGAAUUUCUCACUCAAAUUGAAGCAAAUAUGCAGGAAAAUGAAAAAAACAAAGAAAUAACUCAUCUACAGCACAAAAAAGACAUGGAAAUACAUGCUCAAGAGAAAGAAAGGCACCAGGAAGCCUUAAAACUGAAACACCAAGAAGAAAUAGCAACAAAAAUAAAUGAAAUGGUUAAAUUCAAGGAGGAAAGUAAAGCGGACCACAAGAAGGAAGUCGAUAAAAUAGUCAAAGAGAAGGAAGAGGAAAUCAUAAAGGCCAAACGAGAACAUGCAGAAAUACUAAGCAGGCUAGAACGAGAGAGAGAAAGAGAAAAUAACGGGCUGAAGCAACAAAUACAUGAAGGAGAACAGGAAAAACAGAGACAGAUAAAAGAAUUAAAGGACAAGUUUGCAGCCCAAACAGAAGAAACCGGGCGAGGACAGGCCAGCAUGUUGCAAGAUCUGCACCAGAGACAAAAAGAAAUUGAAGAAGUGAAAUGUGAACUGAAAAAUGAAAUUGAAAACAGAGCAGCAGAUAACGGUAGACACAAGAAAGAGGUUCUGCAAAAAGAGAAAGAGGUUGAGGAAAUGAAAAAGAAGUUCAAAGAAAUGAAGGAGAAAAUGCAACAGAAAGAAGAAAGAGAGAAAGAACUUUUGAGUGACAUUCAAAGGAGAGAAACAGAGAGAAAAAGAUACAAGAAAGAGAUGGAGCAACAGACAGAGGAAGUGAAGGGGAAGAUUGAAGAAAUGAAGGAGAAAAUGCAACAAAGAGAAGAAAGAGAGAAAGAUCUUUUAAAUGAGAUCAAUGCAAUGGAGCAAAAACUAAAAGAAAAAGUCAAAGAAACUGAGGAGAUGAAAUUAAUUAUUAAAGAAAUAAAGGAGAAGAUCCAAGAAAAGGAAGAGAAAGAUCUUGUUUAUUUGGAGUGCAAAAAAAACACAGAGCAGAAAAUGAAGAGAAAAGAACAGGAAAUCGAACAGAUAAAGGAGCAAAUAAAAGAUCUGGAGGAACAUCUGGUGCAGGCAAAGCAGCAAAGAGAAAGAGACGGUCUGAGCUACAAGAAGCAGAUGCAGCAAACUUCAGAAGAAAAUAGCAGAGCAAUAGAAAAGUUGCAACAGCACAUAAAGGACAUUGAGGAGAUUCUGCAGAGAAAGGAAGAGGAGCGGGGAGAAAUCAUUCUGAACCAAAAGAAAGAGGCCGAGCAACGCCUUCAGGACACCGAGAGAAGGAUGGAGGAGAUGAGGCAAGAGCUUCUGGAAGACAUGGAGAACAAACUGAAAGAGAAGGAGAUCGAGAACAAAAAUAUUAAACAGCAGGCUGAGUCCAGGGAGGCAAGAUGGAGGGAGGAGCUGAAGAAGACAGAGGAGAGAGGAGCGAGCGAGAUAAACAAGCUUCUAGAGAUCAUCGAGAAGAAAUCGAAAGAAAUAACACAAGCAGAAAGGCUUCUCACAGAGAAAGAAGGGCAGAUUGACAACCUAAAACAACAGUGUGCAAACUGCUUUAAAGACAUAGAAGAGUUGAGAGAAAGAAAUGAAAAGAAUGUGAUUAGCAUGGCUGAGAUGCAGCAAUGCCACGCAGAGCAAGAGAAGAAACUCCAGGCAGAAAUGAUGGAAAGAAACCAGGAGAAAGAACAAGAGCUCAAACAUCUGCUGCAAAAAGACAAAGACAAUGAGAAGGAGGUCGUCCAGCUUAGGCUGACCAUCGAGCAGACUAAAUCAGAGCUGAAAGAGCUCACUGUGAAAAUGGAGAAGGAAAUGAUGAGCAUGAUUCAGGAGUACGAAAAAGAGAUCAAAGAAAAAACUCAGAAUAUAGAGAAGUUUGCAAAGGAGAAGGAGACUCAUAUCAGUCAGUUAGAGCAAAGCAUUCAGGUCAUCACAGAGAAAUACAAGAGGAGCCAGAAGAGAGUAGAGGAGCUGAAUGAGCAAAAUGAGAAGAUGAGAAAAGAGACAGAAAAUUUCAGCAUCAAGUGCGAGGAGAUGAGGAAGAAGAGUGAGGAAGAAAUUAGGGAGCAUCAAGCAACAUGUGAGGAGAAGGUAAAGAGCAUAGAAGCUAUCAUUCUGGAGAGAGACUCAGAGGUGAGAGCUUUACAAGAAGCCAAUGAUAAACUUCUACUAGAGGUGGAAGAGAUUAAAGCGAGUGAAGACAGGAGCAAGAUUCAGAUCAAUGAGCUGAUAGAGAAACAAAAAGGCCAGGCAGAGAAAUAUGACAAAGAAUGCCUAAAAAGAGAGACAUUAGUCGAAGACAGAGAGCAAGCUGUGAGGAGAGAGGAAGAAGGGUUGAGCAAGAGAAGAAACAACCUCAAUGCAAAACAGGAAGAGCUUGUUGAAAUGGAGAUCAAGCUGAAAAGUAGAGAAUCAGAGCUUCAGAAACUUCAAACUAGUCUAGAGAUAAGCAAAAAAGAAGCAGAGGAAAAUGAUAAUCACAGGAAAGAGUUGAACUUAAGGCAACAGGUUAUCGAGAAGAAGGAAAAGGAGCUGGACGCAUUGCUUGGAGCCCUGGAGGGCAAGCAGAAAGAGCUGAGCUCUCAUGGUCAAGACCUCCAGAAGAAGGUCAGGGGCCUGAAGGAUCAAGGGAAGGAGCUGAAGGACAGAGAGUGCUACCUAAAGAACGAGGUGCAGGAGCUACUCAACUGGAAGUCCGAGCUGCUGAUGCAAAACGAACACGUCAAUUGCACGACACAGGAGCUGGAUGAGAUGCGCAGAAACCUUUCUUUGCUGAAAGAGGAGCUCCGCACCAGGGAGACAAAGCUAAAGGACUCGCUCAAAAAUAUGAACAGAUGGGAGCAGAAUCUCACACAACGAGAGGAAGAGCUGGUCAGGAGACACCAAAUGUCUGAUGAUAGCAUUAAGGAAAGGGAUUCUUCCCAUCUACUGAGUGAAGAUAACUUGCCUUUGAUGCACCAAGAGGUCAAUAAGGGGAGGGCAAAGGGAAGCGGAAAAGAGUCAGACAGAGAAGAUACCACUGCAGAGACAAAUAAAAAUCACCUUGAAACACUGUUAGAAACAAAACAGCUCGAAGUAAACAAUAAGAUCAACAGUUUCAGAUCCCUACCAAACCACAAGGACCUGGGGCUGGAUUUGAGAGUGAUGGUUCUCGGAGAGACGUGGUCUUCUCAAUCUCCGGCUGGAGUCACCAUCUUAGGCGGAGAAGCAUCUAAGUUCAAUGGAUCCGGCUUCAGGCCUUGGAGAGGUCAGAUAGGCAGAAGGCGCCUGGCGGUCGCAGAACCGCUGGGUCUGAAGUGGCGAGAUGGCCCCGACCCAACUGACACGGCGCAACGUAAGAACAUACUGGACAGCGCCUCCUGGUGCCGGCCGGGCUUUCAUGUCGUCCUCCUGCUCCUUCCUGCCUUCCUGACCUACACGCGGAACUACAGGAGGGCCGUGGAGGAGCACGUGGGCUUGCUCGGGGAGGAGGCCUGGAGGCGCACGUUGGUGCUUUUCACCUGGGGGGAGAUUCUGGGAGAGAGCGUGGAGCAGCACAUCCUGAGGAACGGGGAACUGAUGGGGCUCAUAGAGAGGUGUGAGGGCAGGUACCAUGUGCUGACCAGCAAACAAAACAACUCAGUGAUCGAAGGAUUAUUUGAGAAGAUGGAAGAUAUUGCAGAUUUAACCUUAGAAAUGUGAGGACUAAUUAAUUGACCAUAUAAUUAUCUUUUCGUGUGUAUUUGUAAAUAUGUUUGAAUAAAACCAACUAAAAGUG